AUGAUUAAUAGUAUCAUAUCAACUUUUCCACCAUUUAAGACAAUAUCGUUCAAUCUUCCGUAUACCUCAACUAUAAAAGAUCUUGAGAAUUAUUUGUCAGCACUUUUUCCUCCUGGAAAUUAUUUAUUAUCACAUCUUUCUGGAAAAUUAGUUUAUCCUGAAGAUACUUUAGCAUCUUUAUUAGAUCGCUAUAAAUAUCCAAAUAAUGCUAAAGUAUGCAUGUUUAGAUAUGUUCCAAAGGUUUUUGGAGGAAAAGGUGGAUUUGGAUCCCAACUUCGUGCUGCAGGUGGUCGAAUGAGUAGCCGAAAAAAACGUGGUGAAGAGGAAAAUAAAUCAAGUUGUAGAGAUCUAAAUGGAAGGAGAAUACGGACUAUAAAUGAAAAAAAAGCAUUGAUUAAAUAUUUAGAAACUGCUCCUAUACGGAAACGUGAAAUUUUGGAAGAACGAAAACAAAAGCUUGAAGCAAUAAUUGAUGCAGAGCCUCUUUCUAAAAGAAUAAAAUUUGAAGAUAAUGAAUUUUUAGAGAAAAGUGAAAUAAUAAUUGAUGAUGUAAAAAAUGCAGUAAAAUUAGCAAUGCUAAAAAAGUCAAGACAUAUUUCUCAAGACUCAUUAACAAAUAGAUUUAACAAGAAGUCUCAAUCACUAAAUUCUAAUAGUAAAGAGAAUUCCAAUCCUAUGUAUUCGGCAAUAUCAUGUUCAUUGGCUGAUAAAAUUAAUAAAAGAUUUAAUAAAUGGGAUCAAGACAAUUCUCUUUCUGACAAUGAAGAUGAUAUUCAUGAAACUAAUCAAUACGAAAAUGAAAGCACUAAGGGAAAUUAGAAAUUUGCUAAAGAUUAAUAUAUUACGCGU
Molecule: messenger RNA, 849 nt
Organism: Pneumocystis murina B123
Lineage: Eukaryota; Fungi; Ascomycota; Pneumocystomycetes; Pneumocystales; Pneumocystaceae
Exons: 2
Coding region: 1-819 (272 amino acids)
Cellular component (GO): nucleus
Source: RefSeq, a predicted model, not a curated record